Messenger RNA from Tricharina praecox, 1598 nucleotides. RefSeq names its product actin cytoskeleton-regulatory complex protein END3-domain-containing protein. Gene Ontology annotation, cellular component: cytoplasm; plasma membrane. The transcript has 4 exons. Bases 130 to 1347 code for a protein of 405 amino acids. The record is from RefSeq and is a predicted model, not a curated record. Gene Ontology annotation, molecular function: protein binding; calcium ion binding. Lineage: Eukaryota; Fungi; Ascomycota; Pezizomycetes; Pezizales; Pyronemataceae. Gene Ontology annotation, biological process: endocytosis; actin filament organization; endosomal transport.
CCUGUCAUAGCUGUUGGUUCCUGGUCCCGCAGCAUCGAAAGGGACAUAAGCUCCUGACAGCUCCUCCAUCACAACACGCUGCCGCCUCCCCGACUCGCGGACCACCACUACCUCUACACACCCGCCAAAAUGUCCCGCAAGGCAAUCUCUCAAAGCGACAUCGAAAAGUACUGGGAAAUCUUCGCGCACCAUUCCCAAGGCGGCAGCAAAAUCACUGGCGACCAGGCCUCGAGCAUCCUCCGCAACAGUGGUCUCUCAGACGUGCAACUUGCCAAAAUAUGGGAUCUCGCGGACAUCGACAAGGAUGGCGACUUGGACUUCGAGGAGUUCUGUGUCGCCAUGCGGCUGAUCUACGACGUGAUGAAUGGAGAUCUCAAGUCGGUUCCGCAGACGCUCCCCGAGUGGCUUGUGCCAGAGAGCAAGGCACAUCUAGUCCAGGCGGAGUCGGCAGUUACGGCGGGAGGCGAGACGUUUGAGAGGCCUGCCGAUGACGAUGAUAUCCCAGGCUUGAAGGAUGAUUUCCAAUGGUACAUGGCGCCCGAGGACAAGAGGAAGUAUGAGAGCAUGUAUAUGGCGAAUGCGGGUGCACACGGGCAGAUUGGAUUUGCGGCACUUAACGAUCUCUACGCAGAGAUCAACGUUCCCGACACCGACGUCGCACGCGCCUGGAACUUGGUCAACCCCUCGCAAACACCAACGAUCGGUAAAGACCAAUGCAUAGUGUUCCUGCACAUGUUGAGCGGACGACAUGAGGGUUACCGGAUUCCGCGCUCCGUUCCGCCGUCGUUGAGAAGCUCGUUCGAACAGAACCAUGUCAACUACGAUAUCGAGUCCGUCAAGCCGCCGCAGCGCGCGAGUGGGCCGGAUAGGACUACUAUCUCCGGAAAAAAGGCGGCGUUUGGAGAGAGCUAUAUCACGCGGCUGGGGAUCGGCGCGUCGUCGGGUUACAAGCACUCCGGAACCGACUUCUCGAGUACCAAAGACGAAGACUGGGAGGAAGUUCGUCUGAAGCGUGAACUCGCCGACCUUGAGAAACAAAUCGCCGACGCCGAAACAUCCGCCGAGAAGCGCCGCAACCGCGAUCGCCACGGCGCCUCGGGCGCAUCGCAGAUCGCACUAGUGAAACGGGAACUUGAGCAGAUGCUCGAAUAUAAGAGGAAUGAGCUACGAUCUUUGGACGAGGGGAGCGGAAGCGUUGAGGCAGGGAAGAGCUUGAAGGCUGUUCGAGACGACCUGGACAUGGUAAAGGAACAAGUUGAUGCUUUGGAGCAACAUUUGCGGCGGCGAGAGGAAGUACUGCAAGGGGCGCUGAGGGAAGUUGAAGAGGAAAAGAGUAUGAAGAGGUAAUGGUGUGCGCGCAGUGAUUGUACUUUACGGCGGGUUGGUGGGCGGGAUAGGCGAGUAGGUAUAUAAAAUUUCUAUUCGGAUUGGGAUGCAAGUCUUUCUGCGAACUCUUUCUACGUUGGAUUUCCAACGUUGCCAUCUCUAUGCUACACCGAGUGCUCGCAUCUCCUAGGCUACUUCCAAUGGUAUUAAUGCCAAUACAUAAGAUGCGUAAUAAAGUAUUUAAAAUUGUCCCAAAUUCACAGAGAAGGAAU